This is a messenger RNA of Closterium sp. Naga37s-1, 702 nucleotides long. The record is from the annotation of a GenBank genome assembly. NCBI's taxonomy places the organism in Eukaryota, Viridiplantae, Streptophyta, Zygnematophyceae, Desmidiales, Closteriaceae.
AUGGGGAAGCAAGAGGGGCUUGCGGCACGUGGUACCGCAGCGGAAGGGGGCGCGGGGGAUAUGGCGGAAGAGGGGGAUGCGGAUGUUCACGCGGGGGAGGAUGCGGGAGUAGCAGAGAGCGAGGACGCGGGGAUUGCGGAGAAAUCGGAGGCGGGGAAUGAGGAGAACGCGGAGGCGGGGAAUGCGGAGAACGAGGAAGCGGCUUUUCUGAAUCGCACGCUUGUACUCGAUAUGGGGUUGUGCGUUAACGGAUUGCACAGCGGCGGGUCUGCGAGUUUUCACGGCCUGCAUUACUACUACGAUCUGCCCUCCCUCAAGGCCGCCAGAUUCACUCCCCUGAACGGGUUCCUGCAGGGCCUGAAGGAGUGGCAGCGGCAGCAAGAGCAAGGGGGAGGGGAGGGGAGCAACAGGGGGGAAGAGGCGGAUGGAAAAGGGGAGGCUGCUGGAAGGCGGUUGAGAGGUGUAUCUGGAGGGGAGGGUGUAUCUGCAGGGGAGGGUGUAUCUGCAGGGGAGGGUGUAUCUGCAGGGGAGGGUGUAUCUGCAGGGGAGGGUGUGUCAGCUACAGCCCUGUUUGCCCGUUUGGUGCAAGCAGACACACGGACCAGGGCCAUAGCGCAGGACAUCACCACCACGCUCAUCAUUCGAGACGGUCAUUACGGCUUUGACCCGUGCCGAGGGGAGCGCUGCAACUGGCAAAAUAUG